UCUGAGUAAGAUAGGUGCAUUGUAUCAAUAUCAAUAUCCUGGUUGUGACAUUAUAGUAUAGUUCUGCAAAAUGUGGUCUGGUUCCACAUCUUCCUGUGUGCCUAUGGGGUGAGUGCCUCAUGAGGAGGAAAAGAAAAGCAAUUAUGAGAUAUUUGAGGAUGUUCAAAUUGUACAGACUGGAAAAAGUAUUUGGAAAGCUUUCUUGGAUCUCCUGUUCUAGAAAUUUGCCUCCUACCUGAUUAUAAUAAUGACUUAAAUUGGUGUCUUUAAAAAAAAAAUACAAGUGUUUUCUACUAUGAAAACAAAUCAUUCAUUAUUUUUUGUCCUCUAAAGUGCAAAACUAAAAACACCACUAUAAUUCCACCACCCAAAUAAAACGUUUUAAUAUUUCUAUCCCUUGCAAUCUUGUUUCUGUGCCUCUUUUUACAAAACAUAUCUUUAUUUAGCAAUUGCUGUUUUGUGUCCUGCUUUUUUCACUCAGCGUCACUGCCUUUCUCCCCAUAUUUUUCAAAGACAUUCUGAAUGGCUAUGUUAAACUUCAUGGUGGAAUUAUUUACUUUCCAACUCCCCUGCAUGACUGCGGAAUGUGCAUCUGUGCAGAAUGUUUCGCCCACAAAACUUUCAAAACAUAUUCCAGAGGAGAACUACUGGGCCACCUUUCAAGUCUCAGGUACUCGAUACCCUCUCUCAUCCAACCCACUGCACCUAUUUCCAUAGGGUCUAUUUUCCAGAGUCCCCGCGUCGGUCACUUCAAACUCCAGGCGCCCUCCGUCUCCCGUAGGCACGUGACGAUGUCACGCAACAGCAUUGCUGGUUUCCCUGGUGACGGUUGCUGGGGCAGCGUGUGCAGGCGUCCGGAAGAAGUGACCGAGCUGCGGCGGCCCUUGAAGGGAGGAGCGGAGUGACCGCUGGCAAGAUGGCAGCAGAUGAAGGCUCACAGGACACCUUGCGGCUCCAGUUCAAGGCCAUGCAGGAGAUGCAGCACAAAAGGUUACAGAAGCAGAUGGAGAAAUGGAAGGAAAAGGAACUGAGCUUCAAAAGCAGAACUGAUGACCACAAAGAGCCCUUGGAGAUUUCCAAUGGCCUCAGCCUUCCUCAAGCUGGGGAGCAAAACUCAAAAAACAGCUUUGAGCAGAGAGUGCUUGAAGAUGAGCUCGAACAGCUUCGCCACCAGCUCAGGGAAACAGUGGAUGAGAACGGGCGACUGUAUAAACUGCUGAAGGAAAGGGACUUUGAGAUCAAACACCUCAAAAAGAAAAUAGAAGAGGACAGAUUUGCCUUCACAGGGACAGCAGGUAUGGCUGGGGAUGUGAUCGCCACCAAAAUCGUCGAGCUGUCCAAAAAGAACCGGGUGCUGACAGCAGAGUCAGAGGGUGCGAAAAGCAGAGUGAAGCAGCUGAGCAAUCGCAUCCAGGAGCUGGAGCUGGAGCUGCAGGCCACCCUAGCCAGGCUACCAGCCAAAGGCACCGCCAACACAGGAGCCAAGCCACCAAAGGCCCAGAUGGGAGACGGAGCUGUGCUGGAGACCCCAGAGGUGAAGGUCUUGCAGGACAAGCUGGCGGCCACAAAUCUGAAGAUGAGUGACCUCCGCAACCAGAUCCAGUCUGUGAAGCAGGAGCUCCGAAUGGCCCAGAAGGUUUUGGUCAGCGAAGUGGGAGAAGAUGUGAGUGUACAGCAGCUUCUGUCCUCACCAGGGACCUGGAGGGGUCGGGCUCAGCAGAUUCUCGUUUUGCAGAGUAAGGUCCGAGAGCUUGAGAAGCAGCUGGGACAGACCCGGAGCCGGUCUACGGGGACAACCAGUGAUGAGCCGUCUGCCUAUCCAGACCCAAGGAAGCUGUCAGCACAGGAGAAAAACCUCCUGAGGAUCCGCAUCCUGGAAAGGGACAAACAGGAAGGCUGGGAGAAGCUUAUGGGUGAGCGGGAUGCCCUCCAGAGAGAGCUUGAAGAGCUGAAAAGGAAGGCUGAGGGCACAAGGUCACGGAACAAGGUGCUGUCAAGUGAAGUGAAGACCCUCCGGAGUCAGAUGGGAACCCUGGUGGAGAAGGGCAGGCACGACGACGAGCUCAUCGACGCCCUCAUGGACCAGCUGAAGCAGCUGCAGGAGGUUCUGAGCAGCCUGAGUCUGCAGGAGGAAAAGGCACGGGCAUCCCAGCACCACCUUGGCCAGCAGCUCAACAACGAGGCCCAGAGGAGCAGCAGCCUUGUUGCCCAGCUGCGGGCCAUGGUGGCUGAGCGGGAGGCCAAGGUGCGGCAGCUGGAGGUGGAGAUCAGGCAGCUCAGUGCGCAGUAUCUUCGGAAUAAAGGAGUGGGUGAGGGAUCCCAUGGGCCUGAGGUCAACCCCACCUUCACCAAGUUCCUGGAGGACCCAGGCCUUACCAAGUCCCCAGCCUCAGCAGGCGAUCACGUUGGCAGGGUUGGAUCUUCUCGCUCUCUCACCAGCCUGGGCCAUACUCUGGUGGAAUCAGUUCUCACACGGCCUUCCCUGCCCAGUCCUCACGUGUCUUCACCCAGGUUCUCGAACUCCCCAGAACAAAAAGGCUGGCAGGCACAGGUGACAGAGUUCAAGGCCCUCUGGCAGGCUGCCGAGGUGGAGCGGGACCGGCUCACCGAGUUUGUCUCUGUCCUGCAGAAACGGGUGGAGGAGAGCAAUGGCAAGCUUCUGGCGUCAGAGAGGAAGCUGCAGGAGGAGCGGCAACACACCGUGGCGCUGGAGCAACACCUGGAGAAGAUGCGCCUGGAGCCUGGAAGGACUUCAGCCCCUCGGAGAGCAGCGGCCAGGAGCAAAACAGGUCUGCCUGCCUCUAACACCAGACAAAACCUGAAUGGGAAUGAGAGAAAGGACCCAUCCUUCACCCAGCUCUCCAACGUGCCUGUGGAAUCCCAGAUGGAGGAGCUGACCACCAGGCUGGCCAUCCAGGUGGAGGAGAAUGAAAUGCUGAAGGCUGCCCUGGACAGUGCCCUGCGGGGAAAGGAGGAGGACUUUCGGAUGUACCAUGAAACCCUAGGCCAAGUGAAAGGGGUCUUCCUGCAGGCCCUGCGGCAGCAGAAGGUGGACAAGCAUUAGGAUGGUAGCCCGGUGUCAGCCUGGCCGGAUGGGGCAGCCUCAGGCCCUGAGUGGACAAGGCUUUGCCUGAGGACUCUAUUUUCUCCCAGAGUCAGCUUGGCCCUUCUCCUGGAAGAGGCCCUCUAAGGUGAACAAAGCCAACAUCUCAGGCCAGAAGGGCAAAGGAGCUGCCCUGGAGGAGGCCCUGGGCAGGUUAGGCUGCAGUAGGGAAGAAGACCAAGCAGCCCACUCAGCAUCAGCGAGAGCUCUGGAUGAGCAGCCAGUUGUGCAGACAGAUGCAGUCCCUCGAGCAGCUGCUCGGCACCCUGUCCUAGGGUCUAGCUGCAUGCCCCCCCAGAGAUCCCUUGGUGCUCCCAGUUGGAAGCAUCCUUCAGGGCACCUAGCCCCACCCGACCCCCUCACCAGGGCAUCCCACACCCUGCUCCCCACGCCAUGGCCCCAUCAGCAGCCAUCCCUCCCUCUGCAGACUUGGGGGCACCAUGCUCCCAGCACUUCUCAGCCCACACCUCAGGGCUCUUCCUUAGAUGCAGACUCUCAGACUUGUAAUAAUAAUGAUUUUCAUAGCUGCUGAGUGAGCGGGCAUGUACUGUGAGUGGGCAUCUACUGUGGAAACCUGGCCUCAUCUACUCCUCUAGUAAUACAGGGGAUUGUCAUCCUGUUUUACAGAUGAAGAAACAGGCUUACAAAAGAAACUCUG
Manis pentadactyla (Chinese pangolin) is the source of this 3761-nucleotide messenger RNA. RefSeq names its product coiled-coil domain containing 13 (gene CCDC13). The transcript has 16 exons. Gene Ontology annotation, cellular component: centriolar satellite. Lineage: Eukaryota; Metazoa; Chordata; Mammalia; Pholidota; Manidae. The coding region runs from base 917 to 3064 and encodes 715 amino acids. Gene Ontology annotation, biological process: non-motile cilium assembly; cytoplasmic microtubule organization. The record is from RefSeq and is a predicted model, not a curated record.